AUGACUACUACUACUACUACCACGACACAGCGAUCGACUCCGUUCUAUUUUGGUGGUGUGUCGUCAUGUGUUGCUGCAAUGGUGGUCCACCCCCUCGAUCUGACCAAGGUCCGCCUGCAAAACUUGAAGGGCAAUGGCAAGGUCAGCAUGUUAAAGACCAUGAUCAUGAUUGCACGGAAUGAGGGAUUCUUGCGACUGUAUGCUGGACUGUCAGCAAGUAUUUUGAGACAAGCGACUUAUUCGACUGCUCGAUUCGGUGCUUAUGAGAAGCUCAAGCAAGGUUUGCUGACAAAGGCAGAGAGCCCUACUGUAUGGCAAUUGCUGUUUUGUUCGAGUGCUGCUGGUGCUCUUGGUGGAGUGUGCGGAAAUCCGGCCGAUGUUCUCAAUGUACGUAUGCAAAACGACGGUCAAUUACCACCGCAUCAACGUCGAAACUACAAGAGCGCUUUGGAUGGAAUUAUUCGGAUGAGCAGGGAAGAAGGUGUAUCGUCGCUGUUUCGAGGAUUGGGCCCGAACGUCAACCGAGCGAUCCUCAUGACUUCGUCACAGUGCGUUUCCUACGAUAUCUUUAAAGACCUGUUGUUGCGACAUUCGCCUUUAGAAGAUGGACUGACGCUUCAUUUCACAUCAAGUGUGUUGGCGGGUCUUGUGGCAACGACAGUGUGUUCCCCCGUAGACGUAAUCAAGACUCGAAUUAUGGCAGCCAGUGGCAAGGAGCGGAAAAUAUCAUCGUUACAGGUUAUGGGACAAAUGUACAAGAUGGAAGGCAUGCGCGCAUUCUUUAAAGGCUGGACACCUGCGUUUAUCCGAUUGGGUCCACAAACCAUCAUCACCUUUGUUGUUCUCGAACAACUCAAGACAUGGCAUCAAGCAUUCAGCGAACGACAAGAGCUGGUCGUCAUGAAAAUCUAA
Molecule: messenger RNA, 912 nt
Organism: Zychaea mexicana
Lineage: Eukaryota; Fungi; Mucoromycota; Mucoromycetes; Mucorales; Lichtheimiaceae
Product: mitochondrial carrier domain-containing protein
Exons: 4
Coding region: 1-912 (303 amino acids)
Biological process (GO): phosphate ion transmembrane transport; oxaloacetate transport; malate transmembrane transport
Cellular component (GO): mitochondrial membrane
Molecular function (GO): succinate transmembrane transporter activity; thiosulfate transmembrane transporter activity; oxaloacetate transmembrane transporter activity
Source: RefSeq, a predicted model, not a curated record